AUUUAUUUGAAACAAAUAUCUAUGUAAAAACACAUGGUUUUCACCAAUGCCAUCUGUAACAUUUUCUUGCAUAAGCGUCAAGUGUUUUUAUAUCGUUUUAUUAAAAACAAAAGCUGGAUUCCAGGGAUUGGGCAUACAUAUAAAACGCUUUCUAAGCUCAAACCAUGGCCAAGAAAAACAACAAAACUAUUCCCACAGAAGUUUUAUAAAGUUCACGAUGAAAUAGGAAAUCAAUUUACUAAUGUAGAACAGGAUUUUUUUAAAAAGCGCUCAACGAAUCAUCAAGACACACGGACAGAAAAUUAUGAUUCAUUGGAAACAAUACGAAGGUAUAAUGCAUCUGGGGAUUAUACUAAAGCUAUUGAAUUUUUCGAAUCGAUUCAACCAAAUGCUUUUCGGAUAUCCGAAACAUUGAAUCAAAGGGAUAACGAUUUAAUAGUCGAAUACUUUAAAGCACUUUUAAAGACGAAUCAAAUUGAGAAGUUGUUAAAAUUAAAACGGUUUUCUAAAGAUUUAAAUCUAUCGUCGGGCACUAAAACAAAAGAAUUUCGCUUACGUCUUGAAGAUAAUAAGGAUCAACCCUUAAGAGUGUCUUUAAAACCAAUGCACCGAUUGUCUUACUUCCUUUAUGAUUUAUUAAAAUAUUCCAUUUCUAUUCUGCUUUGCAUUUCCGCUGUAUCACUUGUUAUUGAGCGUGUUGCAGAAAAUCUUUCACAGGGAUUAGGUUUUGCGGUUGGUAGAAAAGUCAACCCCGUUACUGAUAUUAAGGAAACACUAGAUGACGUCAAAGGUUGUGAUGAAGUAAAGCAAGAGUUACAAGAGAUAUUAGAAUAUCUUUCUGAUCCCAAAAAAUUUGAGCGUCUAGGCGCGAGGUUGCCUAAAGGUAUUUUGUUAGCGGGAGAGCCAGGGACGGGUAAAACAUUGCUUGCGAGAUCUAUUGCGGGAGAAGCCAAAGUUCCUUUUAUUCAAGCAUCAGCCACUGAAUUCGAAGAAAUGUUCGUUGGCGUAGGAGCUCGUCGCAUUCGCGAACUUUUUGAAUCUGCGCACAAAAUCGCACCUGUCAUUAUUUUUAUAGAUGAAAUCGAUGCAGUAGGAUCAAGACGGGAGGCAAAAGACAGUAGCUCAGCUCGGAUGACGUUAAAUCAACUUCUUGUUGAACUGGAUGGAUUUCGUCAAAAUGCGGGAAUUGUUGUUAUUUGUGCAACGAACUCUCCAGAAUCCCUUGAUCCAGCCUUAACCCGUCCUGGUAGAUUGGACAAAACAAUACAUGUACCACUUCCCGAUUUACAAGGUCGCUUAGAGAUUUUAAAUCAUUUUGCUAAGAGUGUUGUGCUUAGUGAAGAUGCAAAUAUGAAAUCGUUGGCCCGUCUUACGGUUGGAAUGACAGGCGCGGAUUUGUCAAAUGUUAUUAAUAUUGCUGCAGUUCGUAGUGCAGCCAGUAAUGAAAAAUGCAUUUCAAUGAAAUCUCUUGAAUCAGCACUUGAUAGAGUCGUUGUUGGUUUGGAGCGACGUAACCCGAUGUCACUAGAUGAAAGAAAAUUAACGUCUAUUCAUGAAGCGGGGCAUGCUAUUGCUGGUUGGUUCACUCCCGGUGCUGAUCCAGUGUACAAAGCAACGAUAAUGCCUAGAGGAGCAUCUUUAGGAAUUACAUGGAACGCUCCCGAGACAGAUCGUUACCAAAAAAAAUUGUUUGAAAUGGAGGCACAAUUAAUUGUGAGCAUGGCCGGUCGUGCAGCGGAGGAGCUUCUGUAUGGGUCGAAUAAUGUGACCUCAGGAAGCUCUAGUGAUUUGAAGUCUGCAACGUUAUUAGCUAAACAAAUGGUGAUGCAGUACGGAUUUGGCUUAUCCGAUGGAAAAAUUUCAAUUUAUUUAGAUGGAUCCUCGCAGCUUUCUGAUAACCAUAGGGAUGAGAUUGACACUGCUGUUCAAAAAUUUUUAAAUGAUGCUUAUAAUAAAGCAAUGAGUAUUUUGAAAAAGCAUAUGACGGAGCUUACGCAGUUGUCUAAAGCUUUAUUAGAAUUUGAAACCUUGAGUAGGGAAGAGAUUGAGUUAGCAAUAAACGGAAAUGUUGCUGAAAUUGCAAAGCAACGAAAAAUGAAAUUGGUAUCAAAAUAAUACCAGUCUUGUAAUUGAGUUUUUGUAAUUUUAAAGAAAGCUUUACGUCUACUAAUAUGGAUUUCAUAUAAAAUUCUCUUUAGUGUUUUAUGUUUUUUUUUUUUAUUAUGUCGUUUUAAAUAACGAAUGUUGUUCCUUUUUGUUAUAUAAAAUUCUAUCGUUUCAAAUCAACGCUAUAUAAGAUAAACCAACAGCUAUUAAAAGGAUUA
Hylaeus volcanicus is the source of this 2324-nucleotide messenger RNA. Its product is annotated as ATP-dependent zinc metalloprotease FtsH-like. The record is from RefSeq and is a predicted model, not a curated record. NCBI's taxonomy places the organism in Eukaryota, Metazoa, Arthropoda, Insecta, Hymenoptera, Colletidae. Bases 34 to 2115 code for a protein of 693 amino acids. The transcript is spliced from 15 exons. Gene Ontology annotation, molecular function: ATP hydrolysis activity; ATP-dependent peptidase activity; metalloendopeptidase activity. Gene Ontology annotation, biological process: proteolysis. Gene Ontology annotation, cellular component: chloroplast thylakoid.